AGCUGGGUUUUAAUUUGCCCUCUUGUAUCACGAUUUCCAUCCUUCUGCAGCAUGGGUUAUUUGCAUUUUUCAGAGUUUUGUGACACUUGAGUGCAGUACUUGGCCAGCCAGACAUAGAACAGCAAGUGUCUGCAAGUGCUUCAUGUACCUCCACCCUUUCUCUCCACCCUAGGAUUAAUUAUUGUUGAACUGGUCCUUUAAUAUUUAAUUGUCACCUUGGCUCCCCUUUUCAUCUCCUCCCUUCACAGGCGUCUCUGUGCCUCUUUCAGGUUGGUCCUUGCACUUUCUCUGGGCUCGUUCUCCAAAUCAGCUCCACACCUUAAUCCUGCGCAAGAAAAGCCCAUCUCUCUGCUGAGCCCAGCCUGAACCCAUGCAGCAUCAGUGUGAUGUGACGCCACUGGAGUCCACGAAGAGUCUUCAGUCCAGUUUAGACCCCGGAAUUAAGCUCUGCGCUGGAAUCCGCCGGGCUUUGCUGCCGACGUCCGACAUGCACCGAGCUGAUGCCGCAGUGGAUGAUGCCGUGCUAAGGAAGAAAGAACAGAAAGAUGUUGAACUUGAUAAGAAAAUCCUGGCUUGGAAGAAGAAUGAAGCGCUCAUACGAAGAUACCAGGAAAUAGAAGAGGACAAAAAGCGAGCUGAGCAGGAGGGAAUGGCUGUUACUUCCAGGAGACCCAAGCAAGAUGGACUCACUAUUACCAUCACCAAAGCUCACAACGACCUGAAAGAUGCAAUUACCCAGACUGAACACUAUGGACAAGAUAGCCCAGCCCUCUCGAUGGACAAAAGGGUGGUGAGCGAGAAAUGGAGUCCCUGUCCUACGAGCCCUGGAUUCGGCAUUGGCAGUGAGGAAGAGGAGGAGGAGGAGGAAGAAGCAGAUCAUAUGUUCACAUUCAGAAUGGGAAAGAGGAUGCAGCUGGCUGUUACCAUGGACAACAAAGCCAAGGGCAAGCGGAUUGUCAGUGAGAAACGCACCGAGUGCUUCCCUGGCCCGGGUAGGGUGCCAGACCUCAGUGAAGAGGAGACAGACCACUUGGUGGCUUUCCGCCGGGGGAGAAGGAUGCAGAUUGCCAUCACCAUGGAUAACAAGGAAAAAGCAGAGGAGAGAAGAACAGCAGAGAAGAGGAGAUCAGACAGUGACAGAGGCCCAGAAAGUGAGCACAGCCGGAAGGAGAGUGGGAAGUCACUCCAGAAGAGCCCUGGAGACCUGAGUUUCCCCAUGACCGGACGGGAACGCUCCGAGUAUAUACGCUGGAAGAGGGAGCGAGAUCAGAUUGACCUGGAGCGACUGGCACGUCACAAGAACUCCAAGGGCGAGUGGCGACGGGCUUGGGAUGUGGAGAAGUCAGAGCACAUGUUUGAAGAGGACUUUGUUAAGGAUGGGGAGCCAGCCUUGGAUAAUCCCAGCAAUAAGAAAGGGGGAAGAAACGCAAGGAAAUUCCAGCACAGGUCCUUUCCUCCCAAUGGGAGAGGUGGAGGACAGCACAGCGUGAAUGUGAACAAUCCCGGUCCCAAAGCAAUGAGCAGCCGAGCCAAAGGAAAGGACAGACUGACCGGCAGAGCCAGAAGAUGGGAUGCAAAAGAAGGCGAGGACAUGUCUUUUCUGAAGGAUGACCCUGACAGCCAGAGGAGCCUUGGUAUGGACAAGCAGAAGAGCAGAGGUGAGGAAGGAGUGGAAGAGAACUGCACAGCUGAGCUGGAGGAGAAGGUGAAACAGCCAAGCCUCCAAGAUCAUGGGGCCUCAUCAUCACAAAGGCGAAGUGGGAAGGCCCAGUCUGCCCCCAAUGGCCAGAAGAAGGAACGGAGAGGAGUGAAGGGGCUCGGCAUGGAGGUCUCUGUGGCCAGCACAGGCGACUCAGAGCCAGGUCCCAAGCCGAGUAAGGAACCUGUUGAGGAAGAUGGCAAUGGGAAGCCUGGCAGUGCUGACAUCUCUCAGGAGGAGAGCACAAAUAGCAGUGCCUCACAAAGUAGCCUUCCAAAUGCUGUGCAGGCCACCAUGCAUAGCAGUGAGCAGACCUUGUCAUUGCCCACGGGAGAUGAUUUAGAUGGAGCUGGCUUUAAGAAAAACACAGCUUCAGAACAGGAAUCCACUGAGGACUCUUCAAAUAGCCAUGGAGGAAAGCCGGACACAGCAGCUGAAGACAGACUGGAUGCAGGUCAAAGACAGCUGGUGAGACAAAGAGGGGAGGAAGUGACCCAAAACACUGCCCUUGAGGGACAAACACUUGCUCUGAAAGGAGUUGAAGAUGCUGAAGGCACUGAACACACAAGCAAGCCUUUGCCCCCAAGGAAAGACAACUCUGACAAAACUGUUGUGCCUGAGCAGGACACAGCAAAAUCACAGUCCAGGGAAGGGGACCAGCCUGAAGAUUGCAAGGACAAGGACAGCAGGGACACGCUCAACUAACAAAGACUGCGCCAGCUUGCCUGAGAUGGAAGGAUAACGUGCUGAAGGUGGUGGAUGAGAAGAGAAGAGGAGCACAGCCUUGUCCUCACUCUGACCUUCUAUGAAAUCAGCUUUCAGCACCUGCCCUGCGCCUUUCACUCACCACAGACAGGGUCCCCCCUUCACCAUUCCCCACUCAGUUUCAGCAUCAGCCCUUCCUAUCCUGGUGCCAAAGGACAGGAAAGACUACACACACUCCCUACACUUUUCUUUGGUAUUUGUUUUGCCUAUAUUGCAGCUGUGUGGCAAGCCAAUGAAAUGUCUACUGGAUGCACUUUAUUUUAUUUAAUAACUAAUUCAGUUUAAAGUUAAGAUUCAGCUUUCUGGGCAGCCCACCCAUUCCCUCCCCAAGGCUAACAGGGAACCGUGUGUGCCCGGAGGACAGCAGGGGUUGGGUGAGCUCUCCCCAGCGGUUGCGUUGGGACAAGUGACAAAGCACAGCAUUAGGAGACAGGGUGAGAGGUGCUAUGUUGUAGUGCAGUAGGUGGGUGAAGAAGUAGAGCUCAGGGCAGCUGUUGUAGUAUGGGUUUGUACGUGGUUGAAGUGGUGGCAGAGAUGUAUGGUAGUUACACAGGUCGUGGGCACAGAGGGGACAGAGCCUUCUUGGGGUGCUUUCGACAAGCACACAGCAGCCACAGCAUCUCAUCCUUUCCAAGGUCACCUUUCUCCUCCUGUUAGAUAUGGUAGGGCAGAAGCAGCAGAGGCUGAACGAGCACGUCAGAAACAUGCUUUUUUCUAAGUAAGGUAGCUGCUCCAUUGAGCAGGUACGUACGUAGCUUGGCAAAGCACUGAGCCUGCUGCUUAAGGCUGGGAAGCGCAAAGGCUACACUAACUGGAGAUGCCUGCAGCAAGGAGGAGGGCAGCACAAAUGCAGUAACUUUCCUUAACACCCUGCUGCAAGGAAGGAGCUGGCAACAGGACCCCAGCCGAAUUAGAGCUGAAAGUCAAGGCUUCCUGUCAACUGCUUUCACCUUCCUGGUUGUGCCUUUCAUAGCCUUGUGCACAAGUAAGAGGGUAACAGUUCCCCUGGAAGCUGCCAAGGAUACCUUUUGUCCUGGCCUUAAAAGGUGCCUUUCAAAUCAAGGAACUGAAUGAGCAUCUACAGCAUAAAUGAGCAAAAAUCCCAGCUGUUUAGAAUUCCAAGCAGAUGAAAGACUGACAGCAAACUAGGAACUAGCUGAAAUGUGCCCGCCCAUUAAGAAGGCAGAAAGCUGGCACAAGGAAUAACAUAAUUCCUGACUUCUAAAUGACAAAACAAGCAAGGCUAUCAUCCUCAUUAAGAAGCACUGCCCUAAAACUUGAAGCAGUUUCAGGAGUAAAUGUAUGUGCAGAUACUUAUUCAUGGAGAUUUAUCGAAUGUCACUGCAAGAUGCAUUGGCUAACCAAAAUGACAGACUGCCUUGGUGAUGGAGUUGGCAUGUGUGGACUGAAAUACUGUAUGCUGUUUUAAUAAACUAAUAUUUGCACAUAUACACUUCGCUACUCUACGUAACUUGGAUCCACAAUACCUAUCUCAUGGAAGACAACCCUGGGAACUUCCUCUAUGUGCCAAAUUCAGGAGAGUUUACUGGCUUCAGACCAGGCAUUAGCAAGAAACAGGGUAUGCAGCUUUCAUGUUUUAUUAGUAGGAACACCUUCCCCCACCCAAGCCCAGACUGGGUUUAUUUGGACUUAUUCAACAGAUAAGAGAACAGAUAGAUGCAAACCAGAUUAUAAGACUGCUCCAGGUCCUGGAAAUUCUCCAUCACUUAAAGGCUGGUUUUCCUCAACCAACUGGCUCAAACACUUGCUUAUUUAUUUAUUUUUCUAAGAUGAAAACAGCUCACUGACCUCAAUCUUGAUCCAGUCAGAAUCACUGCCAUCUUGCCUCAGUCCACACACAGAAUAUUCUCUGAUGAAGAGCUUGUUGUUGCACUCCAGCAGCAAUCAAGCAAUAGAAAGCAACUUUUACAUUGCCUCUGGCCCAGGACUUAGUUGUAGAGAUAAAAAUCCAACUUCAAUUGUUGCUAUACUUUAUCUUAUUGACGUAAGAUAUAGGAACAACUUUCCUCUUUCAAAGGAAAAACUGACACUUUGCCCUCCAUCCCCCUUUCCCCUCUACCCCUCAUAAAUCCAAGCAACUUUGCACUUCAUGAUGCCUGGGAAGGAUCAAGUCUGUACCAAGCUCUUUGGAUUGUGCUGUGCAGAUGGUGCCUGUCCUCAGCAUAAUUUCUUCUUGCUUACCAACAGCUUGCUUGAACGCACUUCGGUUGGUGCCUGGAUUGGAAUUUUUCAGAAAAAACGAAAAAGGUGUGGCUAGCUAUUUCUUCUUUACAGUGAGAGAAAAGAUCAAAGAGUUGAAAAAUCUGAUGUAGAGGUGUUAUUUAUAUUAAAUAAAAAUUAUGAGAAAAAGUUCCAGUUUCUUAGUGUUUCUCAGCCCUAUAUUCAGGGCUUUUUCUACAUGUGAACAGAAUUUGUAGCAUUUACAGGGUAAGAGCUCCAAUUUGGGUCACUCAGCACUUAGGAAAGGACUCACCUCCUGGCCUGGCUAAGUCAAUCCACCCAGCAGGCUCGCUGUAACGAUGACAACCUACCUCAAAACACAAGGCUUGCUUUUCCACAGGUGUCAAAGCUGUCUCAUUGUAACGUCACCUUUCUUGCAAGCAAAUGCAACGGCAGCUUAUAGAGUGCAAAAUAAUCUGCCUAUAGAGACCUGUUCCCUCCCAGCAGUGCUUGGUAGCUCAGGGGUUUUGUUAAGUUCACUCUUAAUUAUUCUUAAGAACAGGAAAACAGCAGCAACUAUCACACAGAAAACCCCUUUUUCUUUAAACCAAAGGAACGGUUUGCCACUGAGAUACUGCUGGUUGGCAAAAUUUACCAUCAGUUUCAAUGCAACGACUCUGUAGCAAAAUUGAUUUCAGACUAGGAAAUCAGUUCUUGAUUUAAAGAGAUGAUUAAACUCAUCCUAAGGACAAAAACACAUCUGGACAAGGUUGGAAGUACUUCACUUUCCAGAGCUUUACAAGGCCAAUUACUGCAGGAGGCAACAAGAGAAAAUCUUGACAGCAGUUCUGGCUCUCCAUUCCCUAUUUCAACAAAUCUAAUGCUAUGGCAGAAGGAUACCACACAAAUUCCUCAGAACAAGUAAAGCCCUAUAAAGAGAGGCUAAAAGUAGAAAGAACAGAAACAUUCACAAAUUUUCCACACCAAUUCCCCUCCAGAUGCAAAAAGCAUAGGAGCCUGAAGCUAAGCUGGCAUUUACUGAGAAGUCUUUGUAUUUGAAGUAUGUAAUACAGUAGUUAGUGCUUUCUUAGUUACAAGGAAAGCUUUAAGUCAAUUAGAGAUAGAGAGCAGGGUAGAGCAUUGCUGUGAAGUUAAAAUACCGCCUGCUGCCUUCCUUUGGCAAGGUACAACAAUAGCUCAACCAGUUCACAGCCUCACACACUCCCACAGUUGCUGGCAGGCGAAGUGAACGCACUGGGAAGCCUGCAGCCAUUCCCUGAGCACACCAAUUUAGUGCAGCAACACAGCAGCUAACCAGAAAUGAGGUGUUCCCAAAGCUCACUGCCUCCGAAGACAUACGGAAUAGCCAGAAGUCAAACUUGACCUCCUUUGCUUUACGUUCCAGCUCCGAAGUGACUUUCUCGUAUCAUUCUCUUCUCUGCUCACACCAGCUCCUCCCAGGACUCACAGCCAGUCACUGGUAACACACACGCACGCGUAUAACACUCUCCAUUGGCCCACUGAAAUUAAUUUAGGCUUCUCUGAAGGAGAUCCACGAUGCUCAGAAACAGCCACUGAUUUUAUUAUCAACACUACACCACAGGAUUGCUUUUCAGCCACACUAAUGAAUUAAGCCAAAAUCGGGAGUAAAAAUGCAACCCCUUCCUUCUGAGAAUUACAGCCCAGUCUUAAAAAUCUGAGAUUAAUCUGAUUCCCAUUAUGUCUGCUGAGACCAAGCAAGAAGACAUGCUGGGGAAAAAGGUAGCUUUUAAAAGGUGAAAAUGUGAGCCAGCUGCUGGAGCACAUCACAUGCUCCAGUAACUUUUUUCCAGCUAUUUCCCUUCCUUCUGGUUCCUCUGCACAUGAAUUAUAUCAACGUGCUCCUUGAACAACUUGAACUCAAUGGGACAAGACUAGCAUGUGCAGACAAAUGGGCAAGUAUUGUAUGUCAAUAGAUAGUUGUAAGCCCAAAGGAAUCUACACACAAGGAAUAAAAAACAGAAGCUUUAAAGAUAUCCUCUGAUCUAGAGGCACCUUUGACUGGACAUCAUUAACUAACUCUUCACCUGUUGCUCCUUUUAGGCAGCACUUCCUUUUGACUCAGCUUGCAGUUUAAGUCCUUCUGUGAGGAUCUAAGCAGAUGCAGCGUAGCACAAGUGCUAGAGGGUACUAGUUUAGUUUUCUCACAUGAAGUCCGAUUCCUUGCUCGUGAGACCCUUCUCAGCCAGAAAGGAAAAACAGAACAUGACCUGGUCUUUUCUCCAUCCUCUUAUGCAAUUACUGUGACUAGGAAUUGGAAGAUUAAAGCUACUGUGUUAUUUACUUUCUACUGACACUUGACAACGAUGCAUUGUGUCAGUGCGGUUCAGAACCAUGCUGCACCUCAAGCACAAAUAUGCAGUGACUACUGUGCCGCAAACUUUUCAAGGCUUAGAGAACAAGAAUCUGGGAUUCAUACCCUGAACAAUGAACCCAAACUUAAACUGCUGCAGGGAAGUUGGCAUUACAGAAUCAUUAGUGCUUUUAAUCAAUAAAAAGCUCAAGGGCAAAAAAAAAAAACCAAGUAGAUAUCACUAGUCCUGCCAUAUCCUUAUAACCAUCAUUCCUUUACAGGAACAUCCCAUAGUGAGAGGCUUUGACGCUCCUGUUAACAUCCUUAUACUCCCUCAAGGAAAGGGCCUAAGAUUCAACACUGGACAUUUGACUUACCUUCAUCCAAUCUGCCUUUCAGACAGCUCCCUUUCACAGAUCUGCACACACACUGGAAACAGACAGAUCUGCUGGCAAGGAACACACAGGACAGUAUUUGUGGAAAGGGAUCAAUCUUGCCAACAAUUCCAAGGAAAUAACAUCACAAAUUGCAAUGUUAGUGAUUUCUAUCUAGGAAACAAUGUAAAAGCCUGUGCCUUAUCUCACCUGAUGCAAUUACAGUGGUUAGAGAAACACCUACUUCAGUGACUUCCCCAGUCCUCCCAACAGAAGCAAUAAAGGGAGAGACCAAUAUAAUGCAACAGAUAACAACACGGUCUGGCUUCUUAAAUUUCAGGUUUAGCCAAGACUGGUGACUGCACCACUUCAUGGCACUAAAAGUGUGUUCAAGUUGCAGAUGACUGUUUCAGUACAACUGCGACCUAAUGCAAGAACUCACAGCCCCGAAUGACAAUCCAGCUGUUACCUCUUGCAGCCAACCUACCUUCCCCAAAAAAACCUUAAAAAUUCAGGGUACUAGGGAUUAACUUACACAUAGAAACCAGUCCAGACAAGCCAUUUUGAUUACUAAAAGUACUUACAAAGUGCACUUGGCCACUGAUUUCUUGGACAGUCUGCUGUGAAGAGUAUAAACAAGCACAACUACAGGCUCAUUGAAGGCAGACAACAGCAUAAUGUCCUCCUGAGGACUUCAAUUCCCAGCUGGGGAAAGGACAUAGAAAAGAUUUGAGCUGAAAAGCUUAGGUCCAGAAGGGCUUUGCAAAAACACUGUUCAAAUUACAAAAUCUUCCUAGCCAUUAAUUACGCCAGCAGUUUGAAAUCAUUCUGUACCUUUACAAGCCAAAAUUUCCCCUUGCACACCUGGUACAGCAGUUGUGAAGUAACAGGAUGCUCCACAGCCAGUUGUAACAGGUACAGGAAUAAGUGUUUCACUUAAAUCACAAUUUGUCAGCAGAGCAGAUACAGAAGCAGCCUGGAAACUCAAGCCUGCAGUUUCAUAGGGGAAAGAGAACAACCACAGCCCUCUUAAUUCUGGCUAACCAACUAUUUUCAGCACCAGAAAGGGAGACAACCAUCACCAAUGGGUCUAUUCCCUCUGAUAAAGCAGAUCUGAACACAACCACUGUCCUGCAGAUCCUCUGCCACCAAAACCACAAACCAGGUGAAGAGCUUUAAGUUGUUACAGCUCCUGAAUACAAGGCAUCCCUCCACAGUUACACGACAGGUUGGAAAAGGGCAAUGCAGCCCAUUUAAUUCAAUUCACUUCCUCUUCCAUCUGCUCUAGACAGCCAUGCCCCAUUAGUCUUCUGAGAGCAAGAGGAAAAAUGCCAGGAGUUUAUGUACAUCCAGUGUACAUCAGAUGCACUGCUCAGAGCCACUACAGACUUGCCAGUUCUGAGCUGCACACCAGCACCAGAGAAAUCCUUGUCUCUGUAUAAUUCCAUCCAGCUUUAAUCUUAUCUUUAAAGACAGUUUUAACAAUUAAACACAAGCUCCCUUCCAGAGAUGCUUCCCACCUGCUUCUGCAUUUAGUACUAGAGCCAAGAAACAGACUAAACUCAACUGGCACCUGCUUUGUUUCUGCUUUGCCCAUUCCCCUCUUCAGGGGCUGCAGUAAGCCUUGGACUCUAUCACCAGAUGUAGAUAUGGAAGACAGCAAACAGCAUCAUCACCAGGAGCCAGAGCCACUGCAUGCACGCUGCAGCCCUAUGAGCAGGUAUCAGUAUGUCACAGACCAAACUGCCAAGGGAACAAAGUCACCCACUGCUACAGAAUGAACACGCAUGGGGCUAAACCCAACCAACCAUCUGGACACAGCCACAAAACAGAGUCCUGCCACUACAGCAGAUAAAUAGGAAGAGCUUAGAAGCAGCUCUGGAGGCUGCAGUGUGGAAGGGCAGCCACCUGAUACAGCAGCAGCUUGGGACUUUUCAGCUCCUGCACCACUUCUUGCUUACUUCUACUCGCCCUGCAGAAAGGUGGCAAUGAUCACACAUGCACUUUUGUUUAAAAUGACUAAGCAUGAUCUUUUUCCUUCUUACCAGCUAGUCUCCUUUUUUAGCACAGUAACAGCGUACAGACUUGCCUGCAUGCUGUCCAAAAAGCUAUAUAAAGGUGGAAAAAUCACACCAAAGCCACUGAAGCAGGCCUAGCACCACCACAGGUCCACAGCAUACUGAUUUAACAACAAUUUGCCCCCUCAGCUCAAUAAAACAAGAGUGACGUAUA
Molecule: messenger RNA, 9583 nt
Organism: Cygnus olor (mute swan)
Lineage: Eukaryota; Metazoa; Chordata; Aves; Anseriformes; Anatidae
Gene: CCDC9B
Product: coiled-coil domain containing 9B
Source: RefSeq, a predicted model, not a curated record